Osmia bicornis bicornis is the source of this 1767-nucleotide messenger RNA. RefSeq names its product GATA zinc finger domain-containing protein 8-like. The coding region runs from base 207 to 1622 and encodes 471 amino acids. Gene Ontology annotation, molecular function: nucleic acid binding; zinc ion binding. NCBI's taxonomy places the organism in Eukaryota, Metazoa, Arthropoda, Insecta, Hymenoptera, Megachilidae. The record is from RefSeq and is a predicted model, not a curated record. The transcript is spliced from 3 exons.
CAUGGUGCGGAGUGGGGAGUGAGAGCCUGAGAGAGGAAGCAAGAGUCUGUUACAAAUUAUAUAGAAUGUCUAACACGUGGUAGAAUAUCGUUCAAUGUAAUUGUUUUUAUAUAUGUCUUUAUUUGUUGUUGGAAAUAUAUCUUACGUAUAAUUUUUCAUAAAAAUUAAUGUAAUAAAUCUAGAGGUGGCUUCAGAAUUUUUCAAACAUGACUCGAUUCGCUAGAGCUAAAGGAUCUAAAGCUUCCAAUGAAAGAUUACCUAAUGACCCUACACCAUGGCACGUAAUGAAACAACAAUUAGUAGAGAAUUUAUCCACGUCUCAAGGAUAUUCAGGAAAAACGAAAUCCGCAAAAGAAUUGUUAUGUGAAAAGCAAAGUACUUCUGAUGUUACAAAUGACAAAAGUAAUUGGGCAGAAUUUGAAAACAGUUAUGAAAGGAAAAAUAAUUCGGAAGUCAAAAAAGCCAUGAAACGCAAGUCAAGUAUAGUAAAAGAAAAUCAAAAUGUGUCUUCAGAUAAACACGAUGAAAGUAAUGUUAAAGUUAAAAAGAGAAAUAUUGAUGAGGUUGAUAGAUCUGUGACAGAAGUAAAAGAUAAGGAUAAAAAAAGUAACAAUCAGUAUGACAAUAAAAGUAAUAAGCAGAACAAAGUGGAUGAGUUGAAUAAUCAGACAAAUAUUGUACAUGAUUCAAAGAACAAAACUAAAGGUAUGUUAUCUAAACGUCAAAAACGCAAUAUGAAAAGAAGACAAAACACAGGAUUUGAAACAAGAAAUGAUAACAAUUCUGAGAGUAUUAACAAUAUGAAUAAUGAUAAAAGCGAGGGUAUGGGAAAUGGUCAAACAAGAAGGUUCGAUAAAAGAUUUGGGGAUCAGUCUACAGAUUUUAGAAAUGGUCCAUAUAAAUUUGGUAUGCAAAAACUGGAAAAGAAUAAGAAGAAGCAGAAACCUCCUAAAAUUCGAGAUGAUAAAGAACACACAAGAAGGAAACCAGAUAUAGGCUAUAUUAAGUUAGUAAUCAAUGGUGUUGAAGUUGAAAUUGUAAAGUUUGAUGGUUUUCCAGUUAAAAAGGAAGAUGCAGAUAGAUUACAUGAAUUGAAACAAAAAAUGAUUAUGAAAGGAAUUCCAGAGAAGGAGAUAAAUGUAGCCAUGAAAUUAGAAAGAAGAAAAGCUGAGAAAGCACUGGCAAGAAUUAAAAAGUGCGUUUGCUUUCAUUGCCGUAAAUCAGGACAUAAUUUGUCUGAUUGCCCUGAACUUGGAUCUGAACAAGCAGGUACCGGUAUCUGCUUCAAAUGUGGAUCAACAGAACACACACAUUUUGAAUGCAAAGUAGCUAAACCAACGGAAUUUCGAUACGCAACUUGUUUCAUUUGUCGCGAGCAAGGGCAUAUUGCUAAACAAUGUCCUGAUAAUCCUAAGGGAGUAUAUCCUCAAGGAGGUUGUUGUAAAAUUUGUGGAGAUGUUACACAUUUAAAAAAGGAUUGUCCAGAUUUAAUAAAGGAAAGGGAGGAAAAUACUGUCACAGUAACCACAAUUGCAGAUGGUGACAUAGAAUGUUUGGAAGAAAACAAGAAGAUUCUAAAUGAAAACAAUGAUAACAAAUCUAAAAAAAUAGUGAAAUUUUAAUACAAUGUAAUAACUAUAACACGGGCAUACAUGUUUCGUAUUAUGUAAUUGUAUUUAUGUAUAUAUCUUAAUGAGCUAAAGACUUGCAAUGUAAACAUAAAAUUUAUUGAAAGAUACAUGUAUUUGACAUGUAUAUACAUAUACA